Molecule: messenger RNA, 1982 nt
Organism: Callorhinchus milii (elephant shark)
Lineage: Eukaryota; Metazoa; Chordata; Chondrichthyes; Chimaeriformes; Callorhinchidae
Gene: rnf144aa
Product: ring finger protein 144aa
Exons: 9
Coding region: 213-1097 (294 amino acids)
Biological process (GO): ubiquitin-dependent protein catabolic process; protein polyubiquitination; positive regulation of proteasomal ubiquitin-dependent protein catabolic process
Cellular component (GO): cytoplasm; Golgi apparatus; ubiquitin ligase complex
Molecular function (GO): ubiquitin conjugating enzyme binding; zinc ion binding; ubiquitin protein ligase activity
Source: RefSeq, a predicted model, not a curated record
GGCAUUGGGAGCUCUGUGUGUGUGUGUGUGUGUUACACGGCGUUGGGAGCUCCUGUGCUGCGAGUCCUGGGGAGAGGAGAGGAGAGGAGACGGCGGCAGCAGAGAGGGAGCGCGGAGGCCGAGGUCAGUUUCAUGAUCCCUUCAAACACAGCCAUCAAUGACCUCUUUGUUCUCAGACUUGUUUGGAACCCAGCCCAUCAAUUCAACCUACAAUGACAAUGGCAACGUAUAGGCCUACUUGGGACCUAGCACUCGAUCCCCUAAUAUCUUGUAAACUAUGUCUUGGGGAAUAUCCUUUAGAGCAAAUGACAACACUAUCGCAAUGCCAAUGCAUAUUCUGUACACUGUGUCUGAAGCAAUAUGUGGAACUGUUAAUUAAAGAGGGCCUGGAAACUGCGGUAAGCUGCCCUGAUGCUGCUUGUCCAAAGCUAGGACAUCUGCAAGAAAAUGAGAUUGAAUGUGUAGUUGCAGUGGAACUUAUGCAGAAAUAUAAAAGAUUGCAAUUUGAAAGAGAAGUGCUUUUGGAUCCAUGCCGAACUUGGUGCCCAUCCUCAGCUUGCCAAGCAGUCUGCCAAGUGGAGGAGGUGGACUUGCAGCAACCCCAACUUGUACAGUGUGCUGUUUGUAACUUGGAGUUUUGCUCUUUCUGCAAAGAUGUUUGGCACCCAGGCCAGGCUUGCCAAGAAAACCUGCCAAUUACCUCGGUACUUCCUGGAGAAACAAGUUCAUUUUUUGAAAAUGAUGACGAUGAUGAUGUACCAAUCAAACGCUGUCCAAAGUGUAAAGUCUAUAUUGAAAGAGAUGAAGGAUGUGCACAAAUGAUGUGUAAAAACUGCAAACAUGCUUUCUGCUGGUACUGCCUGGAGUCUCUUGAUGAUGACUUUCUUUUAAUACACUACGAUAAAGGACCAUGCAGAAACAAGCUGGGCCAUACUCGUGCAUCUGUUAUCUGGCACAGAACACAAGUAGUUGGAAUAUUUGCCGGCUUUGGCCUGCUGCUGUUGGUAGCUUCACCAUUUCUGUUGCUUGCCACACCAUUUGUUCUCUGCUGUAAGUGCAAAUGUAACAAGGGAGAUGAUGAUCCUUUACCUACAUAAGUCUAAUGCCCAGAGACAAAAAAAACAAGACGUCUACAUUGUAUGAACAUUCUUUCCUAUCUCCAAUCAUCUUAACUGCCUUAUUUGACUAUCAUGCUUUACAGUGCCAAAAUGUACUGCUUCGAAUUACUCAACUGUUGCACACUCCAGAGUCUCUAAAGAAUACAGUCAAUAAAAAAGCUGAGAGGCAGAAAUGGAUGCCCAGCACACAGCUAUUCAUGUAAUUGUCUCACUGGUCAGAAGCUCUGGAUUUCAUGUAGUAAGCUCGAAAAUAAUGUGCUUCAAAGACUCCAAAAGAGGCAAUAGUUUUGACAGUGUGUGGGGCAGAUGAGUUGCAGCUAUACAUUUAAAUGCAUAAUAGGCACAUUGAAACAGUUAUGUAAAUAUGAAUGUUGUAUUAUAUGUUAUACAAUCUAUUAUUUAUGUUUGAAAGUAUGAUUAUUGUUUCAAUGCAAAAACAAACUAUCUCCAGAGGGUCCCAAUGCAUAAAUAUUUAAUCCAAAAAGCUUUUGACGGGUUCUUUUAGUUGAUUUGAAUUUGACAUUUAAUGGUUUCAUAAUUACCAGAAGGUGUCGCCUUCGAUCUGUGAGUAUUCAUACCAGUCCACAGUAAUAAUAACUUCUCUUUACAUUUUAUGUGCUGCUUGUAAAAUUUGAAUAUACAGCCACCUCGUCCUUUUAAUAACCUAUUGUACUGCUGUUAUCAUUUUAACUGCAGAAGCCAAGGAUAGUUGCUGCCUAUGACAGGUUGUAUGCUGUAGCAGUCCUUCAUUACAUGCCAGUAACAAUCAUUGUACGUAUUGACAAUUGGGUUCCAGUGGCCUUUUCUUCCAAGUUGUUAUAGCUUUGGUUUUCAUUGGAGUUUCAUAUGUAAAUGUAGUCAUGU